Molecule: messenger RNA, 657 nt
Organism: Glossina fuscipes
Lineage: Eukaryota; Metazoa; Arthropoda; Insecta; Diptera; Glossinidae
Exons: 2
Coding region: 174-416 (80 amino acids)
Source: RefSeq, a predicted model, not a curated record
AAUUUUUCAAAGCAAAGAAAACGAAACAUUUUCAUUUUGCAAAAAUUGAAAGCUGUGUUUUUAGUUUUCCUUUUGCAAUAAUUUGUAGUGAGCGCACUUCUUAUUCGUGUUGAUAUUGGGAAAAAGUGAAAGAAAUUUAUUUACAAUCGUUUUCAUUGCAAGUUAUAUUGAUCAUGUCUGGCGAAUUGUCUAGCAUAACUGACGAGGCCUGCACAUCUAACGCCAAUGAACAUAAAAAAUUGGAGACAAAAUCUGACAAAGCUUCGCGUUUGCGUUCAUUGAUAAUCACCGAGUGUGGAUUAAAAAUCACAACCACGGAAAAUUAUUUGAAGCGUUUACAAAACCUACGGAAGGAACUUAAUUACAUUAACGAAACUGACUGGAUGUACGAAUCGAUAGACAGGAAGAGUCAUUAACAUUGCUUCAUCAUGCCGUCAGUAUCACUUCAUUCCAAUGAUAGUGAUGCGCAAAAAAAAAACUAUUGUUUUAAAUGCACCGGUAAAAUAUAUGUUAUAUAGAUACAAUAGAGAAUUAGUUUUAUAAAGCUCCUCUCUUUGCAAUCUAGGUAUCAUCACCAGCCUGAACAGCAAUCAUGCAACCAUAAAUAAGAGUAUACCCUUUGAAAUAAAUACUUUGUCCAUUCCUAGCGAAAUGAGA